UCCCACAAUUCAUAGUCCCUUCAGGGCCUUUUUUGGUCACCGAAGUCGGUCCAAGAAGCGGGUCAGACGCGGGUCAGGAAUGCCUCUCUCAUCAAACCCUACACCUCCUGGCCCCAGCCCCACGGCACGCGCAGGCACGAGCGAAGGUCAUGAAAGUGGCUUGCGUUCAUUCCGCAUCGUUGGGCGCAUCCUCUUUAAUGACGAGCUUGAAAAAUCCGGACUUCGUUAUCCUCAAAUACCCAAUCGUGGCGCCUCCCCUUCACGAAUGGAUGUCGACUCGCGACAUCCGUCACCACCAUCUCCCCCGAAGAAGCGAAAACAGAGGGAGGCCGGCUCAUUUACAGCUGUUCUGGCGAUAUGCCAUGAUUCACACUCUGGGCGUGGGAUCGAGUUCAUCCCCGAAGGUUUGGAUUGUCUAGGUUUAUGCGGUUCAGCACCAAAGCGCGUCGACGGUGCCGUAACUCCCUAUGGUCUUGAUAGGGAAUGCAGCCAAGUCGGCCUGCUGGGCAAGGAGAUCCUGGAGAUCACCUGGGCAGGUUGUCUAGCUCUUCUAGAUGGAUAACCAUGAUACGCACAUGUGCUGUGGAUCUCGCUUGCUUUCCAUUUCAUGUUAUAGGUUUUUAUACACCACUUCGCUUUUCACCCAUUGCAUACACCCGAACAUUUCUUGUUACAUUUUCGUUUAGUUAACGCGUCACCCCCGCGUACACACACUACAAAACCACCUCAUGUACAUUCUCUUGGCCGUUUAUUACGGGUACAUGCUGUAUUGUCCAUAUCUACAACGCAAACUAUUUGUGCUUCAAGUCGCG
Molecule: messenger RNA, 812 nt
Organism: Cantharellus anzutake
Lineage: Eukaryota; Fungi; Basidiomycota; Agaricomycetes; Cantharellales; Hydnaceae
Exons: 1
Coding region: 80-562 (160 amino acids)
Source: RefSeq, a predicted model, not a curated record